Ceutorhynchus assimilis (cabbage seed weevil) is the source of this 1726-nucleotide messenger RNA. The record is from the annotation of a GenBank genome assembly. NCBI's taxonomy places the organism in Eukaryota, Metazoa, Arthropoda, Insecta, Coleoptera, Curculionidae.
AUGUUGAUAAUGCACGAUGCCGCCGAAUGAUAAUAAAGCGAAUAAUUUUGCGGUAGUAUGUGAAUUAGUCAAGUGAUAAUGUUGCAGGAACGGCAGAGAGCGUCCCGUCGCAGGGGGUCGCUCCUGCUUCUGCUGAUGCUCCUUCUAUGCCACAUUCAAGAUAGUCAGUCAAGUGAGGAUGACAAAAAAAAGUUUGGGGACAGAUGCGGUUCAACAUCAGAAUGUGGUUUUGAAGGAGCGGUGUGUGAUGAAAUGACGAACAAGUGCUAUUGUAGACCGGAACUACCUGUUACUAACCAUCUGGAUAAAUGUGGAAUAGCUGCAAAAGUUAACGAAACGUGCUUUUUCAACGAACAAUGCGAAAAAGAAUACUACAUGACUGAGUGCAAAGAUGGGGUUUGUGUAUGCCGCUUUCAACGACUCGCCAUUUUAAAGGAGGACGGAUCGAUUGAUUGCAUUCCUGUCGCAAACACAGUGAUAUCUCAACGAUACAUCGAUCCGGCUAUGAUAGGUAUUUUAGUUGCCAUGUUUCUUAUGUUCAUAACCAUCUGUAUCGUCUUGCGUUUGUUCAGCAAGGCAAGAUGGAGAGAAACCCGAACAAUAUUCAACACGCCGAACCCCAGAUUGAUGAACGCAUCUUUGCUAAGGGAAACUAAGAUACCGCACCAUGACAGGCGCGGUUCUAAAACAAGCCACGCACCAAGCAGACCAGAAAGUGUGACGUCACUUCAACCAAAUUCACCAAUUUCAGAUUCAAGGCGCGGAUCUAAAGAUAGCAAUAUUUCCACAGCUUCAGGAAAAAUCAGCAAAAGUCCAUCCAAAGGAGCAGCGACCCCCAUGUUAGAAAGCGUCGCCGUGGAUAUUCAAGGAACAAAGCAGUAAACCAAAAGGAAUAAAUAAUUAAGUAAUUUAUUAUAAUGGAAUUAAUUUAAUCAAAUUUGAAGCAAUACAAUUAUUAUUGCUGAAAUAGGUUAAUAUUGAUUAAACUUAUUACUUCGAUAGUAAAGUGAUGCUAGGGACCAUUUAUUAAUGAUUUUUGUCCAAUCAUCACAAAACCAAAUAUAUAGUUAUCUUAAAAAACUAGGUACUUUAAGCACAAAAUAUUUAUUAUUAAAAUAUACUUAGUUCAAGUUUCAUUAUUAUAGGCACAAAAUAGAAAUGUAAUAAUCUAUCAUAGAUGAAACGAAUUUCUUUCAACCCUCCAUAUUAUAUUCUAUCUGCCGACUUAUGUAUUUUCGACCACAUUUGUUUAUGCUCGGUGGUAGCCAAGAUACUGGGAAAAUUUUGUGAUACUACCAACUUAAACUGUGAUUUGAUGUUGUUAGCUUAGCAAAUGCUUUUGGUAAACUGGAAGUGACAAAAAGCACUGGGAAAACUUUUUGCCAGUUUUAGUUUCGAAUGUACCUUAUACAAAAAAAAAUCUUUUUUACUCUUAUAUAUUAAUCGAAUAACUUUUGCUCAUAUAACUAUCCUUAUAUCGAAUAAUUAAGUAGUUUAUUUAUUAAGUAAGGCUUGUAGGCUUAUUGCUUUUAGCAUAAAAAAUGUGGCAAAUAUUUUUUUAGUAAAAUUUUUGCUACAUGAGCAUAAUAUAUGUAGGUAAAAGCUUAUCUUCAUCUUUGUAAUCUUAUACUCUAAUAUACAAAAAAAAAUAUAGGAAAUUAAAUACUAUUUAUUCAUAUUUUCGCUAUAUUUUCUGUUAUUUAAAUAAACGCUACAAACUGCAAAA